GUUAUAUCAUCACCUCUGCGAGCUCUCUCACCACGGUCUCUCCACUCCUACCAUCUCGCAACUUACUUAGUUCUUUUUUCCCCGAUGGCACACAUACCAAUUCCCGGCGUUUGGGUAGGAGCGACAGUCCGUCUUGAAAGAUCGGAAUGGACAAUCAUGGAAACGAUCAAUCACUGCGAAUUCCCCUGUAGUCGAGCCGAAGCAGCCAGAUUGGAGACGCGCCCCUUUACGUGUGCGAGGUUUCGUGUGCGCAGGACUGAUAAUGAUACCAAGGCUUUUAUGAGAGUCUACCGCCAAAUCCCCAUUGCGGGAACCGAGAACGACAGCCCGGCGCAACGUGCCCGGCAGGCCAUAUCGGACGACCACGUUGAGCCUGCCGCGCUCGAGAAAUCUACGAAUCGCCGUUUGAAGUGCACCCCUGCUCUCUUGGACAGAAAGCUAGACCGCCAGGAUCAGAGCGGCUAUGUUCCGGGCGAAUAUCACACCACCAUUGUCUGGAGCACUCUCCCCGGGAUCAGGCUCGGGGACGUAUUCGGCCCUGACACCUUCUGGUCUAUGCCACGCGAGGAGAGAGACUUGAUCCGGGCUGAAUUCCGGACAAACAUUAUGUUCGUUUCCGAUGUCUUGAACCAUGAUCUACCAUAUCACUUUGUUGACUGA
Molecule: messenger RNA, 660 nt
Organism: Aspergillus homomorphus CBS 101889
Lineage: Eukaryota; Fungi; Ascomycota; Eurotiomycetes; Eurotiales; Aspergillaceae
Exons: 1
Coding region: 85-660 (191 amino acids)
Source: RefSeq, a predicted model, not a curated record